Puccinia graminis f. sp. tritici CRL 75-36-700-3 is the source of this 324-nucleotide messenger RNA. RefSeq lists its product as uncharacterized. Bases 1 to 324 code for a protein of 107 amino acids. The record is from RefSeq and is a predicted model, not a curated record. NCBI's taxonomy places the organism in Eukaryota, Fungi, Basidiomycota, Pucciniomycetes, Pucciniales, Pucciniaceae. The transcript is spliced from 3 exons.
AUGGCGUCACCAGCUGGUGGACUGACUAUCAUGCAGAAAAAAAAAGACAAAGGGGAAAUGAAUGGCUUGGUCACUACGGUCAUCAAGAGCGAGAGCAGCAGGUCAACACUUCAAGCUUGUGACCCCAUACUAGCCAACUCCAAGCUGAAAUUAGGAUGCUCAGCGGUUCAGGUACUCCAAACAACACGCGAUCGACCCACUCUCGACAAGGCCACCAUCCAACUGCUCGAGAAAAAAGAAAAAAAGUCUCGUCAAAGGUCGGCCACAGACGCGAGCGGGGCGUGGUUGACGGUUUAUGAUAUAUCGCAUAGGUUGCGGAAAUGA